Molecule: messenger RNA, 1761 nt
Organism: Amyelois transitella
Lineage: Eukaryota; Metazoa; Arthropoda; Insecta; Lepidoptera; Pyralidae
Product: facilitated trehalose transporter Tret1-2 homolog
Exons: 11
Coding region: 1-1761 (586 amino acids)
Biological process (GO): transmembrane transport
Cellular component (GO): membrane
Molecular function (GO): transmembrane transporter activity
Source: RefSeq, a predicted model, not a curated record
AUGUCUUCUAUUGAAGACACCGGGCGCCGUAGAAUUUCCCUGUUCACGCUGUUCCUGAUCUUGUCACUUUGUUCUAGAAAUCGUCUCGAGAGGAGCGCUUCGAAAAGAUGGCGGGGUUCCGUGCGACGCGUACUCUCAGCGGCUGUUUAUAACCUCUCCUGCUUCACCCACGGCUGCAGUACCGGCUGGGUGUCUGGAGUACUAGGGAACGAGGCGUUAACAGGAGGUGCUUGGUUGGCCGCCCUACCAUGCCUUGUUGCUUUGCCGGCGGCGCCAUUCUUCGCGGUACUAGCUGACGCAAAGGGCAGGAAGGCUGGUGCCCUUUGUGUUAGUAUUAGCUUUAUUAUAAGCUGGUCACUAGCAGCAUGGUGUGGCCCCAGGGGCGUGUGGGCGGCCAGGGUCGCAGCCGGGGCAGGAGGUGCCGGCGCGUUAGCAUUGGCACCACUUUACUGCGCAGAGAUCGCGCCAAGGACGAGAGGAUUGGCCGCUAUGCCGGCUUUGGCUUGCAGUUCAGGCAUCCUCUUCGCCUACGGAGCUGGCGGAAUGCUGUCGGCACAUGCGCUGUCUCUUUCUAUGGCGGUACCGCCAGCUGUGCUCCUGGUAUCAUUGCUAUGGCUUCAGGAGACUCCUUCGUUCCUUAUUAGUAUUGGUAGAAUUCAGGAUGCCGCAAAAGUUAUAUGUUGGUUCGACGGUUCCGACUUUCAAGAGGAUCUGACCGACGUGAUAGAACAGCAAGAAGUGAGGAUCAGGACUUCAGAACACUAUGGGAGGCGCGAGGCGAUGAGGAGACAGGACUCGGACACCUUCCAACCAAUGUUGAAGAGGGUCAGCGGGCUGGAUUCUAAUUCAGACAGGAGAAGUGAACCUUCGGCUUGUAGGGAGCUGUUCCGCCACCGCCGCUCUCGCCGUGCCCUGUUCUCCUGCUUCGUUCUGCUCUGUGUUGCUGCGGGCAGCGGCGCGGGCGCAGUCAACAGUUUCGCGGCCGCCGUACUCAGGCAUUCGGCUCAUACCGUGCCUCAUCUUAAUUUAACUGUUUAUAACUACACUCUUUAUAAUGGAACAUCGCCUCGCUCGUUGUUCGACACGUCUGAAGCCGGGUCCAUAAUGUGCGGUACUGCGUUAGUGCUGGGUGCUGCAGUAGCUACCGUCACUGUUGAUAAAAUUGGUAGAAAGAUACUGCUUCUCUGGUCUUGUUCAGGAAUAACUUGCUGCUUGGCAUUAUUGGGAAUCUACUGCGACCCUCGUCUACGUAUGCAUUCCUGGUACACGCACCGACUGUGGUCCUACAGAAAACUCAUUUUCACCGACAUCAACGACAACAUCAAUUAUACAAAGAACUGGAUCAAUGAAAACUGGACUGAGUUGACGCCAAAAGUAUUGAAUGUUACAGUGAAUGAAGACGCGACGUUAUGGGCCCCAGUUACUUUGUUGUCUGUAGUGCUGUUCCUGUAUAAUAUAGGGUUGGGAUCUGUGCCUUUUGUACUGGUUUCGGAGUUAUUUUCGAUAAAUGUCCGCAGCCUCGCCUCCAGCCUCCUCAUCUCCUGGAUGUGGCUCAGCAACUUUCUCCUUCUCCGGUACUACGGCACUAUCGCCGUCUCGCUCGGCCUCCACGGCACCUAUUACAUAAGCGCCUCUAUCACACUUCUGGGCUCCUUGUAUAUAUUCUUCAUAAUUCCUGAAACUAAAGGGAGAAGUCAGGAGGAAAUCGAUGAAGCGCUGGAUGGACCAUUAUUGGUGAUGAUGAAGAAGAAUCGGCGAUGA